Molecule: messenger RNA, 2136 nt
Organism: Neospora caninum
Lineage: Eukaryota; Apicomplexa; Conoidasida; Eucoccidiorida; Sarcocystidae
Exons: 1
Coding region: 1-2136 (711 amino acids)
Cellular component (GO): membrane
Source: RefSeq, a predicted model, not a curated record
AUGAUGGCUUCUCAGCCUGCUCUCGUCAAGGGUGGCGGAGCGUCACUCGCGGCUCUUCCUUCUCUGCUCUGCUCUCCUGUCGCUUCUCACUGGGGUUUCGCCACUUGUCCUCGGCGCAAAAUUUGUUUUCUUUCCCGCCUCCCGGUGAGGCAGUCGCGCGUGCCGCGAUACGGUGGCAUUCAUCCCUCGUCAAGAAUCGCACGUUCCUCCUCUUCCUGUUCCCAUCUUCGCAUGCGGCCACCCUCUCCUCUCCGUUCUUUCUCCUCAACGCCUUCUUCUUCUCCUCUCUCUUCUUCUUCUCCUCUCUCUUCUUCUUCUUCACCCUCUUCUUCUCCUUCUGCCUCUUCUUCUCCGUCUGCCUCUUCUUCUCUCUCUCCUUCCUCUUCUCUGCGUGUAUCUUCUCCAACGUCUUCUUCUCUUUCUCCGUCUUCUCCGUCUGAGUUGCCGGCGCCGCUGCCGUUCAUUGCGCACGGGCGGACGAUGCCGGGUCAGCGUUUGCUUCCCUGCUCGCCAGAGGACGUAGCGAUUCUGUCUGCGUCUUCGCUGCGCUUUCCGAGCCCGCAGGAAGUCGAGGGCGGCGUGGUUGUGCGCCUCGUGCGCCUCAGCGAUCCGGUGACGAGUCCAGUCCUGCGCUCGGUCCGCAAUCGCCAGUACGGCAUCCGCGGGAACGAGCGCUGGUGGCUGCUCGGCGCAGGCUCUCUCGUCUCCGCCUGCCUCGUCGGCCUCGGCUGCUGGCAGCUCGCCCGCAUGCAGUGGAAACACCAGCUGAUCGAGUACCGCCGCGCGCAAAUGCGCAUGCCUGCGAUCUGGGUCACCACGGGGCCUUUCCCCUGGACGCUCCGUGCGCGCCAGAGCGCAGACUGCGAGGGACGCGAAGGGACUCGAACGCGCGACCGGCGAGACCACUCUCUGAGCUCGCAAGACGAACCCCGCAAAGAAGACGAAGGCAAGCCCGCGCCCGCCGUCGUCCCACCGAGCGAAGGAGUGGCUCUGCCUGCGGGUCGUGCCGCAGAAGCUUCUCUCGCGACAGAGGAAGAAGAGCGCCUGCGAGCGGCGUGGGCAUAUCGACCUGUGGUUGCGCGCGGCGUCCUCGACAGCACGACAGAGUUGCUCGUGGGGCCGCGGCCAGGCCUCGAACCCGGGACCACGGGGUACUUGCUGGUCUCGCCCCUCCGCCUGGAAGACGGCAACAUCCUUCUCGUGAACAAGGGACACUUGCGAACGGAAGACGCGAAACUCCCGCCUUUUAAAAGAGCCGAGAGUCGCCGCGACGGCGGCUGGCGCACGAAGGAAGUGAAUCUCGCGCAAGGCCGCGCCGCCCUCUCAGACGCAUGCAGCCAGAAGCUGACGAGUCUCGAGGGCGGAUCUGCUUCGACGUCUUUGGGGAAUCACGCGGCUUCGCGCCUCAGCGGAAACUUUCUCGCGACAAAGACCCGCGACGAGCCGCCAGGGUGGGUUACUGUGCGGGGGAUCCUCGAACCCGGCGAAAUUCCGAACUUGACAUUCCAGAGUCUCCUCGCUGGCAACCGCCCAAAGGAGGGCCAGUUCAUCUUCCUGGUCCCCGGAGACCUCGUGGAAGGGCUGAAGCCGGGCACGGUUCGCAACAAACGGGCGAGUGGAGCGAUGAUCCUCAACGCCUACGAUAUUGUCUACGACGAAGACGUCCGCGAGGCGACGCGGAAGCGCGAAAAGGCGAGAGACCUCGGACGAGCCGAGAACGGACCGAAAGACCAGGGAGAGGAGAGACGAGAAGAGGAAGAAGAGAGGAGAGAAGGCAAGGCAGGCGAGGGCGAAGCAGAAGGCGGCAGAGAAGACAGCAGACGAGUUUCUGGGGCGAAGACACAGGACGGGAACGUGAGUGCGACGAGAGGCGCCUCUGCGCUUGGGUCUUUGCCGAGGUCGUUAACGGCAGAAUUGGGCCUGGAGGAUCCCUCUUCUCUGGCGUCGCUCCUCGGGCUUUCGGAGAUUCCCCGAAGAUUUGCAAAGUACCAACAAAAACGGAAAGACGACUACCUCCUCUUCUGGGCAGACGAACACACUCACUUCAACUACGCCUGCCAGUGGUUCGUCAUGGCCCUUUGCACAGCGAGCAUGACUCUGUACAAAUUUGUCGAAGUUUCCAGGUGGAGGUGGUAG